Messenger RNA from Trypanosoma rangeli, 1587 nucleotides. RefSeq lists its product as uncharacterized. Lineage: Eukaryota; Euglenozoa; Kinetoplastea; Trypanosomatida; Trypanosomatidae. The record is from RefSeq and is a predicted model, not a curated record. The coding region runs from base 1 to 1587 and encodes 528 amino acids. The transcript has a single exon.
AUGAAAGAAAAUAGGUCAUAUCCACGUCAAAAACCGAGUCUACAUCGGCGACAUCUUGUACGCGUUCUUCUUUUCUGUGUGGCGUUGUUUGUGUACUUGGAGUUGUUCCGGACUCAUCGAGAGGGUGGCGCACCACCACCACCACCUAUCGAUGACUCUAACAUGGGAGCAGUCGAUCUUGCGAGGGGCACCGUGUCUCUUCCAAAGAGUGCCUUGUACGAAGAGGAUAGUGCACUUUGGGGCUUUACAGGCGGUAUCGAAAGUCUUCUGGAGGGCGUUGUUUCGCGGAAGUACUGGGGGCCUGCUAUGACGACAGGUCAUGAUGGCUCACUAGACGAGUGGACAGUCACAAAUAUAAGCUGCACACGACUCACCUCUCUGGGAGUCACGGAGCAUGAGAUGAAACGUCGCUAUCUGAGACACCGCAAGGUGAAGGAUGUCACGGGGUGUGAUGUCCUCUCCGUUCCAUUCAACCCCCGUCGGGACCGACGCUGCAUUAAUUUCAUGACCAACCCCUCCAACUGGGGGGAGUUGGUGCCGAUUUCACAGUCCGUGGAUCAGCGGACCAUCAAGUUUGGGAUUGUUUUUAAUUCUAUUCACGAUGCAAGUGGUGAGGUGAUCGAACAACCUUUGGAAACUAUCGUAAAGGUACCACAGCGUCUUUUUCCCUUAGAGGCAGUGGGAGAGGUGGCGACAUUUCACGCGGAUCGCCUCUUACUGACGCAUCGUGUACCCCCCACUGGAUGGGCCUGCUUGCCAAUUCGGAUGCUUGAGACUUGCGUGUCAAGGUACAAACACCUUGUGGAGAGCAAUGCGGAAUACCUUCGAGCCUCCGGUGUCAAAACCUACGAAGAGUGGGUGAAGAAAGAUCUUUUUGACUAUGCGCGCCAGAACCACCAUGUGGAACGUGCCAAAAGUGGUGAUGAAUGCAUUGGCGUGUCUAUUCAACUUAAAAUUGCUGACGUGGGACAUUUUUUGUCCAGCGUGAUGCGCAUUCCCUACACCUCUCACACUGACACGUGGCAUGGUUUCUUUGACUUAAACAGACUCAUUGGCGAAGACGUGAUUGGCUUCAUUCGGGAGAGGAACUACGCCGGGGUUCUUCAUUUGGCUAUCUUGAGUAUGUUUGACUACUUUGUGGGAAACAUGGAUCGUUCCCCAAACAAGAAUAACUUUGUGGUGGGCGCGACAAAUGUUGGGUCCACUGUUAAGAAUAACUUUAUGCUUCACCCGAAUCACCCCUCCUUUGUGUACCUUGACCAUGGUAUGACUUUUUACCCUCAGCGUCCACGGCGGAAUCCACUCACAAGUUCCUAUGCGGGCUUCAUGAGGAAUGAAACGAGUUCCUUUUGUCUCUUUAAUGGACCACUACUGCGACGUAUUCGCGAGUUAAUCCAGUUUACUGGUGGUCCAGGGAAUGAGACCGUGUUUGCCUGGAGGAUGAGACGGCAUCUGCCAGGGCAUGUCUAUCGCACUGUUGGUGCUGAAGGACUGCGUUGCUGCUCUAAGCGUGGCAGGGAGAUGUUGUUGAUGGCGGAUCGCUGUUUAAGGAAUGAGCACAUCCGCCCCUACGUCCUUUUUCCGUGA